Molecule: messenger RNA, 726 nt
Organism: Aspergillus sclerotioniger CBS 115572
Lineage: Eukaryota; Fungi; Ascomycota; Eurotiomycetes; Eurotiales; Aspergillaceae
Exons: 1
Coding region: 102-443 (113 amino acids)
Source: RefSeq, a predicted model, not a curated record
UACGUCCAGAAGUAUUUCCAACAACAUGAGCCUCCAGGACUUCGGUCUUAACUUGCCCAGAAACCAGGUUUCCGUGGGGAGGAGGAAGUGACCUAACUGACAUGUUUAUCCUGGAUGAUGCGGUACUCCGCAUUCGACAAUGGCUGCGAAAAUGUAUGGAAGAGCAUCAGGAAUGCAGCAUGAAUCUCAAGACGCCCCUUCCACGUCGUGUGGUUGAUAUAGGACUUUCCGACGCGGACAAGGUCUUAUUAUACGAACCUGGACAGUCCGAUGCAUGGUCGCCAUACGUUGCUGUAUCCUACUGUUGGGGAACCCAGGGAAAUCUCAUGACCACCAAGGAGAACAUCAGCAUCCACAAACGUCAGAUCGAAUGGAAGCUGAUCCCAUCCACACUCCAAGAGACUAUCUCACUCACUCGAAAAUUAGGGAUCCGCGAUAUCUAGAUUGAUGCGUUGUGCAUUAUUCAGAACGAUAGCGAGGAUUGGGGUUGUGAAUUAGUCAGAAUUGAAGAUUAUUAUCAGAAUGCCCGACUAGUCGUAGCUGCCACUCGAUCCCCGAAUGCCAAAAGCGGCUUGUUUGGUCCACGAUUACAAGUCACCGAUUCCUUUUGGAAUAUGUCAGGUCCGUCCACCUUUAACACCAAGCAAUUGGAUGUGUCCACUUGGCUAGGGAGCCCGAAGUAUCAAGUUCAUGUCCGUGAGGGUUUGCUUGAGCAUAGGUAUGGGG